GCUGAUAACUUGAACACUAGUACUCUGGAUAUUCAAAUUUUGUAUCUGCUGUUGAUGUUUUGCAGCCCGGCUGUGUUACUAGUUACUGAGUAUGAGGGAAUCCAUGCCAUGUGCCACACUAGACUGUCACGGUAAUGCUGGCGUUCAGAAUCAGUACUUGUUACUAUCGACACUCUCAUCAUACGUUCUCAUAACUAUAGCUAUGGCAUCUUCAAAAAGCGGCAUGCAAGAUGUUUCUCUUCUGGAGCACGUUGCCAAAGCACAGUGCUUGAAUGAGCAAGACGAACACACGUUGCAAUCCAUACUUUCUUUGAGAGCACGAAACACAUCGCCUUCAUAUCUUGACAGUGAUGCAGAUGCAGAGUUGCUAUUGAACAUCGAGUUCAACCAGGCAGUUCGUGUACGAUCACUGGUCCUUCAGGCUCAGGAACGAGGACCGGAGAAACUCAGGCUUCGCAUCAACUGCUCCGCUAUUGACUUCACCAAUUUUGAGGACUCGGAGGAUACCCAAGUUAUCGAGUUAAAGGCAGAUCAGGUAUCGAAAGAGGGAACAACAAAGUUCAUUCCACUUCAUCCUACAAAGUUCAACCAUGUGAACUCGCUUCAUGUCCUCAUCAACUCUGAACACGACAAUACCAGGAUCGAUGUACUCGAUAUCUUGGGUACGCUUGUCCACGCAACAAAGAAUCUUAGCGGACUUGCACAACAAGAAGACUAAAAUAUUACUGGUUUACGCUUCGCAAUUUUGCGACUUUCGAGGCAAUAAUAGAGACUCAGUGCGUACUGAUACUACUACUGGUACGCUGGACUUUCAUUUCCCGUCAAUCUGAAGCCGCAUACUCCACCUU
Molecule: messenger RNA, 848 nt
Organism: Suillus clintonianus
Lineage: Eukaryota; Fungi; Basidiomycota; Agaricomycetes; Boletales; Suillaceae
Product: PITH domain-containing protein
Exons: 6
Coding region: 92-718 (208 amino acids)
Source: RefSeq, a predicted model, not a curated record